CUCUCUCUCUCUCUCCCUCUCUCUCCUCUUCCUUGUCCACUCUCUGACACACUGUUCUCCUCAUGGCGUAAACACUUGAUGGCUGGUAGUGCAAGCAAAGCAAAGGAACCACCCUACCUUUAAUCUCCUUCUCUUAAACUCACUGUAUUCCUCUUUGUCUGUAAAAAAAGGGAAAAAAAAAUUAUUUUUUUUUCAUUUUUCCUUCUCUCUCCUCUCUCUCUCUCUCUCAUUUUGGACCUCAACCCUACUAUAAGCUCCUUGUUUAGUGCUUCCUUCACUGGCCAAAGCCCAAUGCAAAAUUCUCUCUUAUUCUCUCCUCUCUUCUUCUUCACCGCCCAGUACUUAGUUCUUUUUUAGUACACUAAAUUCUCUGUUCUCUCUUCUUCUUAGCCAAAAACUUGUGUGCUCAUCAUGGAAGGUGUUUAAGUUCAAGAAUAUUAUAUAUCAAAGAGAAGUUCAUGUGGGUGAUUUCUUGAUAUUAUCUUCGUAGUCUUUAAGCCUCCCAUUUCCAUUUCUAGAGAGAAGGAAAAAGAAAGAAAAGAAGGGUUUUCUUAUUAGCCUUUCUUCUUCAUCUAUCACUUUCUUUUAGGGAGUUGUUAGUUUUGACUCUCUUUCUCUCUCUCACUUUCAAGAAAGAAAAUAGAGAUGGAAAUGUGUGGAGAGAGAAAGUUGUUCUUUUGCUUAUAUUGGUCUGCUCUCAUUGCCAGCUUCUGUCUACAGUAUUACUGAAUUUGCUGCUUCUUUCUUUUUCCUUCCAAGUUGACCUUUCAAGUAGAAAAUACAUGAGAUGGACAUCCCAUGGAGGUCUAGCCAUCUAGGUAGUUGAUUACCCUUUUGUUUGCUUUCAAGCGUUUGAUCAGAAGGAUUGGCCCUUGUGUCAUCCAUAACUACUCUCUAUCUCUCUAUCUCUCAGCAACUGUUUCUCAUCAAUUACGUUAAGAUAUCCUAAACUCUUAUUUGCAAUUCCUUAGGUGGGUCAUUCUUCCUUUUUUUUUUUUUUUUGAACUCUCAAAAUCUUUUUCUAAGGGCUUGCAAGAUAGCUAACUAGAACAGUAAGAAUUAUACAUAGGUUAUAGUCCUCUACUGUGUUGUUGUUGCUGCUUCUAAAAGAGUGGACAAUUGACCCCCCAAGCAAAAAAAAAAAAAAAAAAAAAUCAUAGGAUUGUAAGAAAGAAAGACACUUUUAAUUAUAAUAAUUUAGGCCUCCUAAUUCUCCUCGUCUUGUUCUCUCUUUUGGUCUCCAAACAAACAAGAAAAACACAAAACAAAUAAUAGCCUAAAAGAAGAGAAGGAAAAGGAGAAGGAAAUGGAACUUUCAAGUCAUGAAGAGGAGAUCCCCAUUCCAAUAAACAGUAGUUAUGGUGGGGCACAUGGACAUGGGCAUGGGCACAUGAUCCAUCAUGAUCAUCCUGCAACCCACAACCACAUCAUCCCUUCCUCAGCUCUCCAAAUGCCCUCCAAUAAUGGCUCCUCCUCCAUACCCUCAGCCCUGGAGGACCACCAUGCUCCCUUCAAGAAAAUGGUGAGGUACAGAGAAUGCCUCAAGAACCAUGCAGCUGCUAUGGGAGGCAAUGCCACUGAUGGGUGUGGUGAGUUCAUGCCUAGUGGUGAAGAAGGUAGCAUUGAAGCUCUCACAUGCUCAGCCUGCAAUUGUCACAGAAACUUCCACAGGAAAGAAAUAGAAGGGGAAGCCUCCUCUUGUGAUUGCUACCAUAGCAACCCACAUUUCAGCAGGGUUGGAAGGAGAGUCAUUUUAGGCCAUCACAAGAACAUAUUAGCACCUGAAGCUUUAGGGUAUGCUGCAGCUGCAGGAACCUUUGUGCCCUCAAGAGCAGCAGCUACUCCCCACCCCCAGAUGAUACUGUCUUACAACAUGAGUUCCCUUCCUUCUGAGUCUGAUGAGCAAGAAGACGGUGGUGGGGUAAUAAUGGCCAGGCCUGCACAACUUGUGAAGAAAAGGUUCAGGACAAAGUUCACACAGGAACAGAAGGAGAAAAUGCUCAACUUUGCAGAGAAAGUUGGUUGGAAGAUACAAAAGCAAGAAGAAGCUGUGGUGCAACAGUUCUGCCAAGAGAUUGGAGUCAAGAGAAGAGUUCUCAAGGUUUGGAUGCACAAUAACAAGAAUAAUUUAGCCAAGAAGAACCCUCCUUCUCCUAUUACUACUACUACUACUGUUUAGUUAUGAAGAUUAUCAACUCAAAAACUUCAUUCGCUCCCUCUAAUCAGUUUGUGUUUUAGCCCUACUUAAUUACUAUUAGCUAAAAGAAUUUUUACCUUUUUUCUUUACAAUCUUUUUUCAUAUUAUUAUAUCUUUCUUUUUGGGUAUGUUUCUCUGAGUUCUCUUUAUAUUUAAAAUAAUAUUGGUGGUGCAUGUAAUGUUAAUUAGUUUAGAAAAACUGAGUUUGGUCGAGUUAAUUUCAUC
Molecule: messenger RNA, 2422 nt
Organism: Hevea brasiliensis (rubber tree)
Lineage: Eukaryota; Viridiplantae; Streptophyta; Magnoliopsida; Malpighiales; Euphorbiaceae
Product: zinc-finger homeodomain protein 4
Exons: 1
Coding region: 1307-2179 (290 amino acids)
Biological process (GO): regulation of DNA-templated transcription; regulation of developmental process
Cellular component (GO): nucleus
Molecular function (GO): transcription cis-regulatory region binding; DNA-binding transcription factor activity
Source: RefSeq, a predicted model, not a curated record